AAACGACUUCCUUCUUCGCUGGCACGUACGGUGGUGAAUAUCUUUUUCCAUUCUCAGUCCAGUGUUGCUUUUCAAACGACUAGAGACUGCAGACGGAGAGCUGGUUGUUGACGUUAGAGAAAAAGAGUAGUGUAAGAAAUGAUUUGUAGACCCCGUGUUGUCCUGCUCGGUUCAUUGCUACGUUCCACACGACUGAGGGCGGCAGACGAGGAGUUUGUGAUUGACGUUCGAGAGAAAGGAUAACCCAAACGAUAACUUCUAGGUUCCGUGAUUUACAUAUCCUUUCAGUGGUGCGUAGCUAAUUUCGGGAAUCUUCUGGUUGACUUUGGAGAAAAGAGUAAAAAGAGAUGGGUGUCACAGGGAUGUUAAUUACCUUGGUGUUACUGAUUUUCAGUGCACUUGAUGUUUUGUUCUUCUUCUUGCCAACUGCAAAUUUUGAUUCCAGGGUAGUAAGUGUUUAUCAAAAGGAAAGUCCCAAAUUUGAAGGAGCAUUAGCAGUUAAUAGCAUCUUAACAAAGACACAGAAGUUGUAUGAAGGAGAUCUGGUUGGUCCAGGAUCUAUUGCUGCUGAUAGUGAAGGUAUGAUUUACCAAAUGCAACCUGGUAGACUAAGUUUACUUUUUCCUUACACAGGGAAACCAGAAGCAGAGGCCAUAUGUGGGCGUCCCGAGGGAAUGCGCUUUAACAAAUUUGGAAGCAACCUGAUAGUGGCUGAUGCAUAUCAAGGCUUAUUAGAAGUCAACCCAAAGGCCAAGACAGUUAGCACCCUUGUACCUUCUUCACCUGGGAUUGAUGGCAGGCCCUUUAGAUUUGUGAAUGAUCUAGAUAUUGCACAAGACAGAACCAUCUAUUUUACAGAUACAAGCAGCAAGUGGCAAAGAUACCAGCACGACUACUCUGUUUUAGAAGGAGAUAACACUGGAAGGCUUAUGGCAUACUAUCCUGAGACAGGGAAAAUGGAAGUUCUAAUGGAUGGUCUUCAUUUUGCCAGUGGUGUUCAGAUUUCUCCAGAGGGCGACUAUGUACUGGUAGUGGAACUUGGUGCAUCAAGAGUAAUGAAGUAUCACAUCAAAGGGGAACUGAAAGGCAAAUCAGAAGUGUUUAUCCAGAACCUUCCUGGAUUUCCAGACCACAUUCGCUUAAGUAGCAAAGGAGGAUACUGGCUGGGUAUUGCAACUAUGCGCACUGACUUUUUUGACUUGAUGCAACAGUAUCCAAGAGCAAAGAACUUUAUAGCAAAGGUUGUCUCCUUACCAUGGUUAGUCACCAACACAGCUGUCAGGUAUGGCCUUCUCUUGGAGCUGGAUGAAAGUGGUAACAUUACCAGAAGUUUCCAUGAUCCAACAGGCAGUGUUAUUCCUGGUUACCUCAGUGAGGUUCAUGAUGAUGGUGAUGUUCUCUUCUUUGGAAGUUUCUUUUCUCCAUUUGUCGGCCGACUGGAGUUGAAGGAGUGACUUAAGGUGUCAGUCUUCUGGACUUUCAGAGUGGGAUGCCUGUGGGGGCAUUAGGGAAUAUGCAUACAGAGAAGGGGAUGCUUUUCAUUUCUGUUUUUUCCUUUAUUUGAAAUUUGUUCAUUUUUAUUUGAGAUAAAUGCUUUCAUUGUGCAUGUAUAUGGCAAAAUGCUGACUGAUUUUGUUUUAAUUAAUGACAUUUGUUUUGGAGCACUUUUCUGUGGUGCUUUCAACAAAGUGUAAGACUCUUCCUUAAAAAAUUUAACACCAUUUUCUGAGUUUUUAGAAAAAAUUACAUCCCAGUUGUUUAAAACAUUAAGUUCCUCUUAAGUUAAUUUGGUUAUUCGAUGUAUUUUUUUUUUCAACUAUAGGUAAAUAUACAAACUCUGAGAUUAAAGCAUUAAAAUACAGUGUACUUUAAAGAUUAGAAGGUUGAUUUGACAAGUGGAAUUUUUACACUCGAGUAUAGGAUUAGGAUUGGCUUACAAAGAGACUGUUGGAGGAACAAAGUGCUUACAAAAAUUAGCAGGAACACCUGUUCUGCUAUUAGAGAGUUUUAGAUCCAUGUUUGGUGUGUCAACUGCAGACUGCAGUUGGCAGUUUCAGGUUAGAAGUAAGAAGUCUCAAUAUUUUUGGUUUUGGAUGUCAACGUCAGUGUUCACUUGAAAAAAUCAACAAGUGUGCUGCCAUCUGGAAUUACAGAAAGGAAGGGGGUCCUUCAUUUCAAAUACAAAGUGUGGCUGAAAGUUUGGUUUUAUAGCAUCCCAAACAGAUUGGUUAAAAAGAAAAGCCUUCUUCUCACAUAUAUAUUAACAGGACAUACAGGAAAAAUUUUGAACAGAAAGAAGAAAAGUGCUGAGGGAGUUGACCUACUUAAAACUGCCUUGCCCAAAGUUCAAACAUGAACUGCAAACUGUAAACAUGACCAUUGGAGCCAGGUCAGGUGACUCCUUGUGAUUCGUGGUCACAUGUAUUCAGGCACAAAUAUGGAUCUAAAACUGUCUAAUUGCUAUGGAAUACUUUGUUGAUGUGUGCCUUUGAUUAAAACUCUAGUCUAGGAUUCUUAAAGAGAAUGUUACAGGAACAAAGUGUUGACAAUAAUUAACAGGGAAACCUUUUUUGCUAUUUGCUAUGGAAUACCUUGUUUAAUGUGUGACUUUGAUUAUAAAUUUUAGCAUGAAAAUAAAACUUCAAACAAAUUUCUCUUAUACUGUCAUUGCAUAACAUGUAAAAGCUACAGGUUAU
This is a messenger RNA of Pocillopora verrucosa, 2696 nucleotides long. Lineage: Eukaryota; Metazoa; Cnidaria; Anthozoa; Scleractinia; Pocilloporidae. The record is from RefSeq and is a predicted model, not a curated record.